This is a messenger RNA of Drosophila elegans, 1454 nucleotides long. RefSeq names its product chitinase-3-like protein 1. The transcript has 3 exons. Lineage: Eukaryota; Metazoa; Arthropoda; Insecta; Diptera; Drosophilidae. The record is from RefSeq and is a predicted model, not a curated record. Gene Ontology annotation, cellular component: extracellular region. The coding region runs from base 24 to 1439 and encodes 471 amino acids. Gene Ontology annotation, biological process: carbohydrate metabolic process; chitin catabolic process. Gene Ontology annotation, molecular function: chitin binding; chitinase activity.
UACAUGAAAUCAGUGAUUAAGAAAUGUGGCACGGAUAUUGUCUGGUUUUGCUCCUCCUCGGGGCAAACUCAAUCGCACAGCAGAAAUCUACAAAGCAUGUUGUCUGCUACCAGGGAACUUGGUCUGUUUAUCGACCUGGUCUGGGCAAGUUCGGCGUGGAGAACAUCGAUCCGUUCCUGUGCACCCACUUGAUCUACGCCUUCCUGGGCAUCGAGGAGACGGGUCAGCUGCGGGUGAUUGACGCCUACUUGGAUCUCGAGGAUAACUCUGGUCGCGGCAAUAUCAAAAGCUUCAAUGCCCUCAAGCUAAAGAAUCCCGUGCUCAAGACUUUGGUGGCGGUGGGUGGUUGGAACGAGGGUUCCAAACGGUUCUCUAUAGUGGCCGGAGAUCCCGUGAAGCGAGCCAAGUUCGUGGACGAUGUGGUCAGGUUCUUGCAGCGCCAUGGUUUCGAUGGCCUAGAUCUGGACUGGGAGUAUCCCGACCAGCGUCACAGUCUGCAGAACGAUGAUCGCUCUAACUACAUUACGUUUUUGAAGGAGCUGAAAGAGGGCCUGGAACCCUUUGGCUUCAUGCUCAGUGCCGCUGUGGGAUCAGCCCAGUUCUCCGCUGAAAUAUCUUACGACAUUCCGGCCAUUGUUCCGUAUCUGGAUCUGAUCAACGUGAUGGCCUAUGACCUGCACGGUCCUUGGGACGAAGUGGUGGGCAUCAAUGCUCCCCUGUACGCCGCUGCCAGUGAUGCCAGCGAUUCAACCGGCCGGAAACAGCAGCUUAACGUGGACGCCAUAGUCAAGUACUGGCUGCUGGCAGGUGCUCCGCCAGAGAAACUGGUCCUUGGGGUGCCCUUCUACGGACGCACCUUCACUUUGACCACCGCCGAGGGCAACCAGCCAGGAUCUCCGCAUAUUGGCAAGGGAAUUGCGGGGAAUUACUCCCGCGAACCAGGUGUCCUGGGCUACAACGAGCUCUGCGAGCUCAUGCAGCAGGAGGAGUGGACCCAGAAGUGGGAGUCCGAACAGCAGGUGCCCUAUGCCUUCAGGCAGCGCCAGUGGGUGGGCUACGAGGAUGCGCGUAGCCUGUCGCUCAAGGCGCAGUAUGUGAUGGACCACCAUCUGGCAGGCAUCAUGAUCUGGUCCCUGGAGUCGGACGACUUCCAUGGCACUUGUGGCCAACAGAGUUAUCCGCUGCUGCACGAAAUCAACCGCGUGCUCUUCGGCGGCAAAACUCCUUCUGGUUUGACCAACGAGUCGAACGAGGACAAGCCCAGUGAGGAGUUCUGCUGCCCGGCUGGUGCUCCUGAGGGAUAUGUUCGUGACCCGGAAAACUGCUCCAAGUUUUACUACUGCAGUGGCGGGAACACCCACAGUUUUGACUGUCCCAGUGGACUAAGUUUUGACCUGAACACCAAUAGCUGCGAUUACUCCGGCUCAGUAAAAUGCUAGCCUUUGUUUCCCCAA